Cylindrotheca closterium is the source of this 1134-nucleotide messenger RNA. The record is from the annotation of a GenBank genome assembly. NCBI's taxonomy places the organism in Eukaryota, Bacillariophyta, Bacillariophyceae, Bacillariales, Bacillariaceae.
AUGAUGUCGAUGGACGGCAACGAAGAAGAGGUCUCGCAAAGGGUUGCGACAAAUGAUCUGUUGCCGAAUGACGUCUUGCUGGGAAGAGGAACUGGACCCAAUGAGCACUUGGGCAAUUGCCUCUUUAGAGAUGAGGUAGAAAGCCAUAAAGAUGCUUAUGUAUCAGCCCCAGACAAAGCAACUGAAGACAGGAUUGUGGAUGCUAUCAUAUCGUCCAUAUAUCAGAAUCGAGGACGUUUCCUAAAAAAGAUGGACUCUCAACAAGAUUUGUCUGGGAAACCAGUGUAUGAAGUCGUCCUGGACAAAAAAGUCCUGGCAUACAAAAUCAAGCAAGCCAUUCGAUAUUCGAAGCGAAAGGACAAGAAGUUUGAGGCAUCCAAAGAUGGGAAAGAUGGAUCGGAAUCAAAGCCGACCAUUCCAGAUUCUUCUGCACAGCUACAGGCUUCACUCUCAUCCCCGUGGUCGUCCAGAAAUGAUCAUUUCAGGACGCCUCCCAACGCACUCUCUAGUGACAGCGAGCGGCUUCUUUUAAUGGCACAGAAUGCUUCAGUUCGAACAUCAGGAAUUGCACAGCAGUCGCAACUUUCUACUGCACAGCAGAUCCUUGCUCAACAACAGCGAUUCUCAGGUUCACAGGCCCUGGUGCUGCAAAACCCACUGGUCGGUCUGGAACAGAGAUCCGCCGCUUUGGACUCUGACACUCUGGAUCGCCUAGCGAUUCUGCACCUUCACAGGACGGAUCCAGUGGCUGCUCAACUAGUCCUGGAUCGUCGGCGGAGGCAAGAACAAGAGCAGGCUUCUCAGCUUGACAGUCUGAGUUUGCAACAACAACUUAGGUUUGCAGCAGCAACAGCAGCAACAAUGAUGACAGAGCAACAUCAUUUGCUCCAGGAGCGAAACGCGCCUCUCGGGAUGCCGCAAGUACAACAAUCUCCAUCAAGGUCAGCUUUUGCGGGUUCCAUGCGGAACCCAACUGCUCCCAUGAGCCCAGCAGCUGGACAGCAGCGUCAAGGUUUGCUUGGUACAUCCAGCUCGAUCAGCUCUACCUUACAAGAUGAUGCGAGAAAAAGCAUCACAUCGGAAGACUCGGAAGAAUCCGCUUCCAAGCGGAGGAAGACCAACCACCACCACUAA